Molecule: messenger RNA, 1596 nt
Organism: Dermacentor albipictus
Lineage: Eukaryota; Metazoa; Arthropoda; Arachnida; Ixodida; Ixodidae
Product: serine/threonine-protein kinase haspin-like
Biological process (GO): intracellular signal transduction; mitotic cell cycle
Cellular component (GO): nucleus; cytoplasm
Molecular function (GO): histone H3T3 kinase activity
Source: RefSeq, a predicted model, not a curated record
UCGUCGAAGGCGACAGCUGCGUUGCACUGGCCGGACAUCGUAUAAUCGUGAGGCACGCGAAAAAGACGAUCGCCCCGCAGCACGAGACCACGCGCACUUGGUAGAGGGCAGAAAUUGCGCUGGUUUGGACCAGAAGCCGGGAGCACAAGGACGAAGAAGAAGAAGAAAAGAAGAAGUGUUCGGUGGCACUUACCAUUUACAGUUUUUUAAUAAAGAUAGCCUAAUUUCAUCCAAAUCUUGGCCAAUCCCCCACAGUGGGUGUGCGCCAUCGCUCAAGGAAUACCAUACCAUACCAUACCACCUGCCCGGUCCUCGGAAGCGCAAGCACAGACCUUUCGACAGUCAUGCUCCUCGGCCUCGCAGUUGUCGCCGCAGCAUUCCUAUUCCUGCUCAAGCAUGUCUCCUGGACUGUGGUGAAGAGCACCAGGCUGCUUCUUGGGCAUUGCUUUCACUGCCUCAUCGAAUGCACUGCCAUGGACCUCAUAAGUCAGGGCUCUGAACACCUGUCUGCGAACAUAGACGAAGCGUUCGCAAGCCUGCUCGCAGCCUGCGGUCAGCAGUCAUUCGCGACGUUUGACCAGCUCUUCAGCCACAUUGUUUUAAAGGAGGAAGGCAAGUUCGAGAAGAUUGCCGAGGGCAAGAACUCGGAGGUCUUCCGCAUCCAGACUUAUACGGGCGACAGCGUGCUCAAGGUGGUGAAGCUCGGCUACACGCAAGAGUCGCAGCAUCGCCUCUUGACCGAAAUGAAGAUAGCCUCGAGGCUCACAGCGCUAAGAGACAGGCUGGACUUCUUCACGAAGGGCUUCGUCGAACUCAAGAGCGUCACUUGCGUGUUCGACAAAUGCCCCGCAGAACUCCUCGAGGCCCGAGAACGAGCAGCCCGAACGCUACAUGAUGAGCGCCGAGACGGAAAUGAGUCGGCUCGAACACCACGAGCGUACCUGGUCUGGCACAUGUCAUACGGCGGCGUUCCUCUCGACAAGAUCGAGUUGAAGAGGCCGCUAAACCUCUGGAGCAUCCUGCACCAGGUGGCGAUGUCCCUGGCCGUGGCCGAAGAGGCACUGCAAUUCGAACACCGGGCACUCUUGCUGCGUCGUGUGCUCGUCAAGUACACGCUCGAGUACGCCUCCCGCUACACCAUCCGCGGCCGCGACUAUGUCAUCGAGACGUGGUUUCUGGAGGCCUGCAUCUUGGGCGGCGCCUCGGCCCGUCUCAGCGAUGGCGACACACCGGUCUUCACGGUGAUCAAGCACGAUUCACACGAGCCGAUGGAGCGUCACCUUCUCAACGUCGACAUUAAUAUGAAGAUAGUAAUCAGGAACGACUGGCGCGCAUUCCACCCUCUCACCAACCGUCUAUGGCUGCGCUACUUGACCAAGGAACUGCGUUGGCUAUACAAGUACAGAUUCGGCAGCGACAUGAACGAAUUCGAGACACCCUUCUGGUGGGAUAUUGGCAGCUGGAAGAAGAAGCUAUUCAAGUACUCUUCGCUAGCCGAGUUCGUCGCAAACCUCCCCCACGUCCGAGCGCAAAGACGCCACGGGGGCUUGACGACGACGACGGGUUGAUUGCGCGAGGAGAAACACGUUUGAUCGA